Molecule: messenger RNA, 781 nt
Organism: Vitis riparia (riverbank grape)
Lineage: Eukaryota; Viridiplantae; Streptophyta; Magnoliopsida; Vitales; Vitaceae
Exons: 3
Coding region: 123-623 (166 amino acids)
Source: RefSeq, a predicted model, not a curated record
UCUCCAACCCCCACAUCUCCUGUUUGUCUUCCACUCACUCCCCCCAAAACUCUUCUUUUCCCAGUCUCUGUCUCAAGAGAUUUAACAAAGAAACACACAAAGAAGGGAAAAGAAAUCUCUCUAUGGAAGCCUUUUUCAGUCUCAUCACCCAUUUCUCACUUCUCAUUCUUCUCUUCCAAGCUGCUCAUUCUGGUACUGUCACAGGAAAUGGAGUUGCAGAUCAAUGGAGACACCCCAGUGUCCAUUAUGUUCAAGAGUCCAUCAAGGGUUUCGAGCUGCGUGAAGACGACAUGGCUUUCUCGCCAGAAUCAUCUCCAUUAGCAGCUCCUGCACCAACUCCAGGUGGAGUUAUAUCAACCUCACCGGACUACACUUGGCCUUUCCACUACAAACAAGUGAAUUCACCAAGCUCAUCACCCACAAACAGCCCUCCAUCAGCAGAUGCAGAUGAGGGUAUGCCCUUUAUUAACAGUAAUCCCACCGUCCCUCUCCCCACCGGUGAAACUGACUCUGUUACCAUACGACCCUUGCCCAUUUCUGCUCACCAAGACCAGAUGGAGGCCGUGCUUGCAUUUCAGAUUACAGUUAGUUUUAUGGUUUGCGUCAUACUCUUUAAGGGAUGAUUACAUCAUCAAUAACACGGUCUUCACCUUAAUUUCUUUUCUUUUCUUUUCCUCCAUUACUUUUCUUCUUUGCUUCAGAAAUGGCUUUUGUAGUAAUUUACUUCACAAUAUUGGUCUAUGUAUGUGUACGUAUGUGUUUGUUUUUCUUCUGUUUUCCA